Messenger RNA from Clonostachys rhizophaga, 963 nucleotides. The record is from the annotation of a GenBank genome assembly. Lineage: Eukaryota; Fungi; Ascomycota; Sordariomycetes; Hypocreales; Bionectriaceae.
AUGUCUCUUCUCAUCCCUGCUCUUCUGUUCACAGCCUUGCCCGGCGCACUUGGCCUCGAUGUCCCUACUAACGUCAGGCAAUUCUACAACGAUGUCAAGGCGAAGGGCAAAUGUAACAACAAGCUGUCUUCAGGCUUCUACAAUGAUGAAUUCGGUGGCCCAGACAUGUCCUACUGCGGCGAUCACAUGGCAGACAGUGGCAUCAUCUACCUCGCGGGCCCCAGCACCGGCACCAAGAAUUCGGGCAUGUUCUCCAACAUGGAUGUGGACUGCGAUGGCACUCAGGCCCCCAUCAACGGCGAUACUCGCUGCGGCGACACCCCACAGACCCAGUCACGAACCUCAGCCAGGUUGACAGUCGCCGGUUACAAUGCCGGUAUUAGCGACCUGAACCCCCACAUCCACCCUUACGUUGUUUUUGGAAACAGUGGCGAGAACGGCAAGGGCUUCCCUACAUUUGAACCUUCGGAGUAUGGUAUGGAGAUGGCCAGUGUCAUGGCUGUUGUCUGCGGUGAUAAGAUGUUCUACGGUGUUUGGGGUGAUGAGAAUGCCGACAAUGGCCCUCGCCCUAGCGUUGGUGAGGUUUCUCUUUCGCUCGCCACGGCUUGCUACGGCCAGAAGAUGAGCGGCAGGGAUGAAGAUGGAUCAAGCCACAACGACUACGAUGUCCUCUACAUUGGCUUCACAGGCAAGGAUGCCGUCCCCGGUGCAAAGGGUGCCAACUGGGCUGCUGGCAGCUUUGACGAGUUCCAUAGCAGCAUCAAGAGCCUCGGCGACAAGCUGGUCAGCAAGAUUGGCAGCGGAGGCUCUGGUUCUAACCCUACCGACACGAGCGCUGCCGCACCUUCUGCCACUGCUACCUGCAAGUGGGCUGGUCACUGCCUCGGAGCAACCUGCUCGACUGCCGAUGACUGCUCUGAUGACCUGACCUGCAGGAACAACAAGUGCGCUGUUCGAAAUUAA